AUGGGAACUCUUCCGAGAACCACCAGCCGAACGCCGAGUUACAUCCUCCGCUCCGUCAUCGCAUUGUCAUGUCUCUCACUCCUCUUCAUUAUCUACAAGGUGAACGACUUUGCCAGUCAGACCAAGACAGUUGCCGGACACAACCUAGACCCUACGCCGUGGCAUCCUUUCCGGCCUAAGACCUUCAACCACGACGCCCUCCCCAGCCGCGCAUACAAGCUCCUCCAGUGCUCUUACCUUGCCUGCCGCUACACCAACAACAAAGGCAAUGCCACCACCCUAGAAGACGAAGACCAUCGCCGGUCGGCUACUUCCGUGGCCAAAUCCCCGCAAUGCCCGGAGGUUUUCCGGUGGAUUCACCAGGAUCUGGAGCCGUGGGCGACCACUAAGAUUACUCCGGUCCAUAUUGAGCAGGCCAAGAGAUACGCUGCCUUCCGGGUGGUGAUUUAUAAAGGGAAGCUGUAUGUCGACUUGUACUACGCUUGUGUGCAGAGCCGGGCUAUGUUUACCAUUUGGGGCUUGUUGCAGAUGCUUAAGAGGUACCCUGGCAGGGUUCCUGAUGUGGAUUUUAUGUUUGAUUGUAUGGACAAGCCUACCAUUGAGCGGUCCGAGCAUGCCUCAAUGCCGUUGCCGCUGUUCCGGUAUUGCACCAAUGAUGCCCACUAUGAUAUCCCAUUUCCUGACUGGUCCUUUUGGGGAUGGCCAGAAACAAAUAUAGAGCCGUGGGAUGAGCAGUUCCAGGCUAUCAAACGGGGUGGACAGGAAACGACUUGGAGAAAGAAGGAGCUUUUGGCAUAUUGGAAAGGAAAUCCUGAUGUUGGCUCCCCUGUUCGUAAAGAGUUACUCAACUGUAAUGAUUCGAAGACGUACAGAGCACAGAUCCUGAAACAGGAUUGGGAUGAGGAAGCAAAGGCUGGUUUCCAGCAGUCCAGUCUAUCUAAGCAGUGCAAUCAUCGGUAUAAGAUCUAUGCUGAAGGCUAUGCUUGGUCUGUAAGUUUGAAAUAUAUCUUAUCAUGUGGUUCUCUGGCAUUAGUAAUAACACCGCAAUAUGAGGAUUUCUUCAGCCGCGGCCUCUUUCCCAAGGUUAACUAUUGGCCCAUCUCUGCUAAUGCAAUAUGCCCUUCAAUAAAAUCUGCUGUGGACUGGGGUCAUGGACACGUACCUGAGGCUCAGGCAAUAGGAAGAAGAGGGCAGGAGUAUAUGGAAAACCUAAACAUGGAUCGGGUCUACGAUUACAUGUUUCAUCUCAUCACCGAGUACUCAAAGCUGCAGAACUUCAAGCCAGUACCUCCAAACACUGCCAUGGAAGUAUGUGCAAAUUCUGUGCUCUGUCUUGCUGACGAUGCAAAACAAAGGGAAUAUCUCGAACGAACAAGAGCUAAACCUUUUCCUGGCCCUCCUUGCGAUCUCCAGCCUCCUGAUGGUAAUCUCAUCAAUAAAUGGAAGAAAGAAAAGGCAGCUGUGUUUCAGACUGUGGAGGAUAUGAAUCUAGUAAAUGACAUACCUGAACCAGUGCCAUAG
Fragaria vesca subsp. vesca is the source of this 1521-nucleotide messenger RNA. RefSeq lists its product as uncharacterized. The record is from RefSeq and is a predicted model, not a curated record. The coding region runs from base 1 to 1521 and encodes 506 amino acids. The transcript is spliced from 6 exons. NCBI's taxonomy places the organism in Eukaryota, Viridiplantae, Streptophyta, Magnoliopsida, Rosales, Rosaceae.